AGGUAACGUAUUGGAAACAUAUCUACAAAUAAUAACUUAUAAUUUAUUAAGUAAUAUGAACGACAGGCGUACGCACACGUGGAGCAGAGGUGAGCCAUGACUGACAGUUUCUUAUUGUUCAAUCAGCUUCUGCUGGUCAGAAGAACCAAAGUAGAAGAACUGAGAGUGACACAUUCUUCAGAGAGUCCACCAAACACCUUUAACAUUUUACAAAACAGGGCCUUUGUGACUGAUAGUGUGUCUUACUCAAGUUUUCACCACAGAUGUCGUUAGCAGAGCAGAGCCAAAAAUGGUUGCCUACCAAUGUUCAAGUGACUGUCAUUCAGGCACGUGGCCUGAGAUCCAAAGGGAAAAAUGGCCUCAACGAUGCCUACUCAAUUAUUCAGAUGGGGAAAGAGAAGUUCUCCACUUCAGUGGCAGAGAAGAGCUUAACCCCUUUGUGGAAAGAAGAGGCUAGCUUUGAGCUUCCCUUCUUUCACCAAGGGAAUGAAAACAAAUGUUUUCUCUAUGUCAUCGUCAUGCAUAGAGCCCUGGUGGGGCUGGAUCAAUUCCUGGGCCAAGCAGUCAUCAAUCUGAUGGAGCUUUGUGAAAACAAGAGCCGCAACAAGACAGAGUGGUUCAAGCUGCAGUCCAAACCAAAUAAAAAAGAGAAAGAGCGUGGUGAGGUUCAGGUGGACAUACAGUUUAUGAGGAACAACAUGACAGCCAGCAUGUUUGACCUGUCUGUCAAAGACAAAUCGCGUUCCCCAUUUGGCAAGCUUAAAGACAAAAUCAAAGGGAAGAAAGAUGCAAAAGGCUUUUCUGAUUCUGCUUCAGCCAUUGUUCCCAGUGUCACUCAGGUAUUGACAGACAGUGAAGAUGAUGGUGAAAAAAAAGUGCAUCAACAGUUAGAUACCAAGAAAAAAUCCCCCAAAAUUAAGUCACUCUUCAAACCUAGCUCUCGUCUUCAACGCACCUCUCUUUCUCAGUCCAUGUCAGUGCUGCCAACUCUUCAGCCCCUCCCAGAGACCAGAUCAGAACUGAAGACCAGCCCAUCCUCUGAACUUGAUAAUGACAGUCUUAAUGAAGUGAAGAGUAAAGCCGAUAGCAAGCCCCCCCUCAAUUUCUUGACCCACAAGCGUACUCAGAGUAGUGAGGCCAAACAGUUACAACAGCUUUCAGGCAAAAAAGAGCCAUUCUCUCUGCUAGGAGGUCUGCGCCCCAAAAAUGAUCCUGUGUCUCGCUCUAAUGUAUGCAUUAAUGGCAGCCAUGUGUACACAGAAGAGCCAGAGGUACAGAAGCCUUCUUUGACAGGAUCUUUGCAGAACCUGUCAAAAAGUGCAUGUGGCUCAGUGGAAAAUAUCAAGGAUAAGACCUCUUCCAGCGAAUCCCUUAAAAGCCCCGCAGUGCAUUCCUACAAAGGAAAUAUUGGGAUUGCUGGUUCCCAAGAGGAAGAAAAGAAAAUGGAAGAGAAACUGCUGGUCGAGGAUAAAUUCAAAGAUGAUGAAAGAAAGAAGAAAACUUUGGAAGUAAGGGGGAAAGAAGAUGGAGCCAGGCAAGAGGAGGAGGAGGUAAGGAAAAUGCAGGAGGCCAAGAGAGUGGAGGAGGUCAAAAGGGAAGAAGAAAGGAGACGAAUGGAGGAGGAGAGGAGAAGACUGGAGGAGGCCAAGAGGGAGGAGGAGGAGAGGAGAAGACUGGAGGAGGCCAAGAGGGAGGAGGAGAGGAGAAGACUGGAGGAGGCCAAGAGGGAGGAGGAGAGGAGAAGACUGGAGGAGGCCAAGAGGGAUGAGGAGAGGAGAAGAAUGGAGGAGGCCAGGAGGGAGGAGGAGAGGAGAAGAAUGGAGGAAGUCAAGCGGAUGGAAGAAAAGAAGAAAAUGGAGGAGGAAAAAAAUAAAGGAGAGGGCAGUAAAGUAUCUACUUUAUUAUCCAUGGUUAGAGGAAAGAAGGAAUCUGGUAAGAGAGAGGAUAGUGUUUAUCCAGUAUCCUCUACUGAUCAGGAAUCACGACAGAGACAUUCAUCAGAGGAAUUUGAAGUUUUAAAGUCCACUAAUCCUUUUGAGGAGCCACCUCCAAAGAAGACUUCACUGAAUCCUUUUGAGGACGACAUGCCAGUCACCCCUGGAACAGGAUUUCUAAGCAGGACUGCAAAGGUGUCUGCAGUGAAACCAAGAUUGGAAGUGUCUCCCAAGGCAGAAACUGUCCACGAACUACCUUCCCAUACCUCUCCUGAUUGCACUGACCACCUUACUUCCCCUUCUGACCUUUUUACCAAUGCCCCUCAUGCCUUCUCCAGUCUGCAUGACUCCUUUUCUCCUCCCAUUCCUCUUCACACCUCCAGAACUACAUUAAUAUCUCCUCCACUCUCCCCAGUCAACACUGGUUUCACAAAGGAGGCACGACUCUCAUCCUCCAGCAGGAGUUCCGUCAAGUCUCUUCUUGAAGAACUGAAAAAAAAAAGAAGUGAAUCUCUUGAUGGUGAAGACCUUUCAUCUUCUCCGCUGAACCCUGAACUAAUCCAUCAGUACAAUAAAGAUGAUGAAUUUCUAAAAUCGCCAUCACCUGACUAUUUAACCAGGACAAUGUCUACAAAUCCAUUGAGCAGUUAUCAGUCUCCCACCAACAUUUUGGAUCAACUGAAUUUACGUUCUGAAAUAAUACCAGAUAAACCUGCCUAUAAUUGUCCUGCUAUGGACUUACCUGUAUCAGAUACCCACUUAACUUUGGUAAAAGAGAAAAAUGGUGACACAACUCUUGAAACAGCCCAUAAUUCAGUGAGUGUAGACCCAAGUGUUAAUGUGGAUAUUUUACCCUUAAUGUCUGACACAUCUAUUCCAGAAAAGACUUGUUCUGAUAUAAGCCAUUCUUCUCAGGAACACAGGCUAGAAGUUCCAAAUGAAUUUCCAAAACCAGCCACCAGAUUUAGGAGCAGACAAGAGAAUGCUGAACAGGCAACUGCAAAAUACACACCAAAACCUGCACCAAGGACUGUAAUAACAAAUAUGGGUAUUAAAGAAGUGUCUAAUGACAAUUUAAAUAAGCCAGGUGACAUGACAAAGGAUGAUAAAAUUCAUAGUAUUAAUGUAAAUGAAAUCGCAUUGAUCAAGAAGAGCUCAUUUGAUGCAGAAUCUGAGGGUGCUUCAUCAAAGCUGGAAACAAAGUACAGUUUUAAGGGUCUUGGGAGAGAUGAUCUUAAAGGAGGGAACAUUCCUUUAAGGGGAAAAAAAGAGGAGGACAGCAGUUUUGUGGAGCAGAUGAACCCAAAGACGGAUCAAUUGCAGAGUAAGAACUUCAAACCGAAAGAUCAAUUAAAGGAGCUGGGCAAAAGUAAUGAUGAAAUGUUGGUUAAAAAGGAGACUGAUGCUACAGGAAAUGCUAAUCUGCCUGUUAAGAAAAACAAAUUUCCUGUUCUUUCCAGCCAUACUGUGGAAGGGGCAUUGGUAAUCCCAGAUAGUGUGCCUCAACCUGACAUAGAAACAGAAAGAAUACUGAAGCAUACACAUUCUGGCAGCAAUCAAAUUUAUUCUGUUCUUGAAGAUAGUGUGAACAAAUCCUCCUCAUCUGUGAUAAGUGUUACUCAGACCCUGAUGCAUAAUGAAAAGCCUGUUCUUUCCAGCCAAGUUAUGGAGGAGGUGCUAAUAGUAAAAGAUAAAAUAAAUAUGUCUGAAAUGUUAAAGGAAGCAUCAUCCGAGAGCAGUGAAAUUCAAUCUGUAUCUGAAGUGAAUGUGAACAAAACCUUCCCAUUCACAAUAACGGACAGUUGUUUUUCACAGCAACAUAAAAUGCCUGCUUUUUCCAACAAUGUCCUGAAAGAGAUGUCAGAAGUGAGAAAUGAGGUGAAUCAGACUGACCGCGAUGACAGUAACCUUUUGAAGCUAACACCCUCUAAGAUCAAAGAAAUACAGUCUGAACCUGAGGUAACUUUGAAAAAACCACUCUCAACUACAGGAAAAGUACAUUUGUCCAUGCAGCAGAAUAAUAAACUUGCUGUUUCUAACCAAGUCACAAAUUGGGCUUCAGAUCUAAGAGCUGACAAGAAUGCUGAUGAAAUAUUGAAACAGGUACCCUUAGACAACAAUAAAAUGGAGUCUGUACCCAAAAGUGGUGUAAAUAAUCCAUCUCUGGUUGCAUGCACACAGGUAGAGGUUACCACUGAAGGCUCCUCCAAGGAGUUCAAGGAUCCUGAAGAAAAAGGAGUUCUUAAAGAAAGCAGAGAAAACAAACAGUUAAAAACAGUUAAAAAGCAUGUGCCUUUGGGAUGCAUAGAAGAUCAAUUAUCAAAUGACCCUCACGCUUCACCUGAUGCUCAGAAUAGUAGUGAAAUCUGUAAAAGUGUAGGGCAUCUGGAUGGGAAAUCCCUAUCCAGUGAAGUUCUAGGUCACACAUUCUGCUCAGAUGAAGACCACUCUCUGUCUGAAAUGAAGAAAAAAGGACAAGCAGCUUCUCUGUUUAAGCAGAGUAAUGUAGUUUCUGGUCCAGAAAAGCCUGAUUUUAUGAGUAGUAAGGAAAUUUCAGGUAGCAAAAACCAUAAAACUGAGGCCCCAGAUGAAUCUGCAGACUCUGCUACCAUAAAAGGACAAAAGUCGGUGAACAGGAAUGAAUUCAGUAAGACUCGAGAUGUUCCAUUUGUGUCUGACAAACCAGUGGAUCCAGUUCCCUCUCUCUCCACUCUCUCCCCCAUUACCUCUGAUCUUUAUACCCUCUCACCCCAGAAGACCAAUGCCACAGAGGGCCACAAUCAGCCUGUUACCUCCAGGGGGAAGAAAGUGUUGAAGGCCAUGGUUUUGCCCUCGGAGACACAGCCAAUUGUGAAGGAUGCUGCCACUGAAGCAACAGAAUCUGGUCCAGUCACAGGACGGCGCAGACCCCACCCAGUGAAACCACUGAGCUCCCAGGAAAGCCAGAAAACCACUGUGAUCAUGAUGGAAAGGGAUCUGAAAAACAUUGGGGUGCAUGAGGACAUACGUGGCCAGAGUGGACUAAUCAACCCCCAGGUUACCAAUACAGCAGAUGCUGCCCCCUACUCACAGUUGACUCGUGAAGAGCUGGUAGCUUUGGUGGUGAAACAAAAAGGGACUUUAGCUAAAAAGGACGUUCAAAUUCGCGAGCUGGAGGAUUACAUUGACAACUUGCUGGUCCGUGUAAUGGAGGCGACACCCAACAUCCUGAGAUCACAGCCAUCGAAACAAGCAGGCAGAGUCUAGUGAGGUGUGAAACCCUUUGGGAAGUGGGAGUGCUCUGAACACUUCUCUGAGAAGGCUGGCUACUUCUCACUUGGGAGUGUAGGGGCACUACUGCUAGAAAGCAAUCUUGUAAUAUGGACACCAAAACGUUAGGCAGUGUUCCAUGUGCUAAACAUAACUUCCAAGCACGAGUUUUAAUUUUUUGUGCCUUCUUCACUUUAGUUCCUACACUGUUAGAGACAUGCAGGAAAUCUGUUGGACCCGCAGAUAACCCAGUUGGCCUUUUAUAGUACAAGACUAUAUUUAAGAUUAUAUACAGUAUCUUGGCAAUUCUUUUUGAAAGGUAUUGAAAUCUUUGUGCAUUUUUAAUUGGUUACCCAAAAAUAUCUAUUCUUUCUCCUCUUUAUUUAGUAGUUCAGAUUGGAAUGCAGCAUUUUUGUGUUUUAACUUUGGUUUUCAGAGGAAUGUUUUGAAACCAUGAGAAAUGACUCGUUACUUUUCAGCUUUCAAUUUCAAAGUUAUCAGCCCAGUAGAUGUCAUUUUAAUUGGGAGAGUGAAAAAAUGGAAAAAGACAGGAUCAAACCUGGAAGUCCCCCUCAGACUUGGUACAUCUGGUCAUGUAGCUGCUUUGCAGUGCAACGAUUAGCCUACCAGUCAGGUCAUAUGUAAAAAAGGUGCCAAGCUCAAUAGUAUUAGAACAUAUGUUUUGGAGUUUUUUAUUGCUGUGUCCUGUUUGUUUUGGGGAUUUAAAAGAAUCUAUUUUUAGUGUUAUAAGUAAGGAAUUUCAUGGCAGAAUCAGCCAUUU
Erpetoichthys calabaricus (reedfish) is the source of this 5964-nucleotide messenger RNA. RefSeq names its product RAB11 family interacting protein 1 (class I) a (gene rab11fip1a). Gene Ontology annotation, molecular function: small GTPase binding. Gene Ontology annotation, cellular component: intracellular membrane-bounded organelle. The record is from RefSeq and is a predicted model, not a curated record. The transcript has 7 exons. Lineage: Eukaryota; Metazoa; Chordata; Cladistia; Polypteriformes; Polypteridae. Bases 264 to 5180 code for a protein of 1638 amino acids. Gene Ontology annotation, biological process: regulated exocytosis.